UAACAUUUUCAGUCGAGAGGUGCGAAAAUCGAUUGUUCAAAAUGGUUUUCAACUUUCGCGUUUUCAAAAAACAAUCCCCAAAUGGAAAACUUACCAUGUAUUUGGGAAAGAGAGAUUUUGUGGAUCACAUUUCUGGAGUAGAACCAGUUGACGGUGUCGUUGUAGUAGACAACGAAUACAAAGAUCGCAAAAUUUUCGGUCAAGUAAUUUGCAGUUUUCGAUAUGGCCGAGAAGAAGACGAAGUAAUGGGGCUAAAUUUCCAGAAAGAUCUCUUUCUGGCAUCCGAACAGAUCUAUCCACCACCUGAAAAGUCAGUCAAUACCAAAAUGCAGGAUAGAUUGCUGAAAAAGUUGGGAGAAAAUUGUUAUCCGUUUACCUUUACGUUACCGCCAAGUGCACCUGCUUCAGUGACUCUGCAGCCUGGUACCGAUGAUGAAGGUCAACCGUGCGGGGUCCACUACUACAUCAAAAUUUUCGUAGGAGAAAAUGAAACCGACCGCACUCACAAAAGAGGAACCGUCACUAUGGGCAUAAGAAAAGUUCAAUACGCUCCUUCUAAGCAAGGAAGACAACCAUGUACAGUAGUCCGCAAAGACUUCAUGAUGAGUCCUGGAGAACUUGAACUCGAAGUUACAUUGGACAAACAGCUUUAUCAUCAUGGCGAAAAAAUUGCUGUUAACAUUUGUAUAAGAAAUAACAGCAAUAAAGUUGUAAAGAAAAUCAAAGCGAUGGUACAGCAGGGAGUAGAUGUUGUUUUAUUUCAAAAUGGACAGUACAGAACAUCGGUAGCCAGCAUGGAAACUCAAGAAGGCUGUCCGAUUCAACCAGGUUCAAGUUUACAGAAAGUGAUUUAUCUCCUACCGUUGCUUUCGUCCAAUAAAGACAGACGAGGUAUUGCUUUAGAUGGCCAACUUAAAAAGCAAGACACUAAUUUGGCUUCUACAACGUUAUUAGCAUCACCUGAUCAAAGGGACGCUUUUGGUAUUAUUGUAUCGUAUGCUGUAAAAGUCAAAUUGUACCUUGGAGCACUUGGAGGUGAACUUGCUGCUGAAUUACCCUUCGUUUUAAUGCAUCCAAAACCGGACGUCAAAGGAAAAUUCAUUCACGCUGACAGCCAAGCUGAUGUAGAGCUGUUCAAGCAAGAUACCCUAGAUCAAGAAGCUGACGAAGAAAUAUAAAUAUUAAAAAAAAAUAAGUCUGAAAUAAGUUUGUAUUAAGCUGUUAAAUAUUUUAUUAUAAUUUAAUAUGUAAAGGAUUUAAAAUAAAAAUAUGGAAGUUUAA
Messenger RNA from Psylliodes chrysocephalus, 1281 nucleotides. The record is from the annotation of a GenBank genome assembly. Lineage: Eukaryota; Metazoa; Arthropoda; Insecta; Coleoptera; Chrysomelidae.